This is a messenger RNA of Triticum dicoccoides, 739 nucleotides long. RefSeq names its product oleosin G-like. Gene Ontology annotation, biological process: lipid storage. NCBI's taxonomy places the organism in Eukaryota, Viridiplantae, Streptophyta, Magnoliopsida, Poales, Poaceae. Bases 79 to 582 code for a protein of 167 amino acids. The record is from RefSeq and is a predicted model, not a curated record. Gene Ontology annotation, cellular component: monolayer-surrounded lipid storage body; membrane. The transcript has a single exon.
GGCCCAGCUGCCACCCCCACUCUUCCUCCUCCUCCUAGGCUAGCUCCCUCCGGCUCCGGCAGACUCUCCCUCCCUUCCAUGGCGGAUCGGCACGGCGAGGGCGGCGUGGCCUCGGCGCGGCGGCCGGGGCGCGCGGACCUGGACGACCAGUCGACGACGCUGCUGCAGCGCGUGCAGGCGCACCUCCCGAACGCGACGCAGGUGGUGGGCCUGCUGACCCUGCUCGUCGCCGGCGCGGCGCUGCUGGUGCUGGCGGGGCUGACGUUCACGGGCGCGGUGGUGGCGCUCGUCUUCCUCGGCCCGCUGGCGCUGCUGACCAGCCCCAUCUGGGUGCCCUUCUCCUUCGCGCUCCUGGUCGUGGCCGUGGCGGCGCUCUCCUUCGUGGGCUUCGCCGUGGCCGCGCUCGCCGCGGCCACCUGGGCGUACCGGUACUUCACGGGGCGGCACCCCGUGGGCGCCGACCGCGUGGACCGCGCCCGCAGCCGCCUCGCCGACACCGCCAGCCACGUCAAGGACUACGCCCGCCGCGAGUACGGCGGCUACCUCGGCAACCGCACCAAGGACGCCGCGCCCGGCGCCUAGGCGCGCGUGACCCGGCCGUCGCCGCCGCGCGUGCGUGCGUGCGUGCACGUCGCGGAUAGAUCGUUACGAUAUGUUCGUUCUGUACUCUCCCAGCUGUUGGUGAUCUCGUCGUCUUCACGUGUAUGAACUACUAUUAGUUUCGUUUGUUUGUUCUUAA